Molecule: messenger RNA, 492 nt
Organism: Belonocnema kinseyi
Lineage: Eukaryota; Metazoa; Arthropoda; Insecta; Hymenoptera; Cynipidae
Exons: 1
Coding region: 1-492 (163 amino acids)
Source: RefSeq, a predicted model, not a curated record
AUGUCAAAUCAACUGCAGCAGAACUCGUGCUUGGCGAAUCCUUACGUUUUACCAGGCGAAUUUUUGGCUUCUCGUUCAGGAACAGAUGACAAAGUUACGACACAAUUCGUAGAGGAAAUGAAAAGGCAUUUCCAUAACCUCAAAAAAGUGCCUGGUUUUCGCCACGGAAAAAGAUAUACUCUUGUCUUCCAAGAUCUGAAAACUUGCGACCACGUUUUCGUUCGCCACCAGGGAAUAAAAAAAGUUCUGCAGAUGCCUUAUGAUGGACCAUUCGCAGUUAUCAGUCGACCUGACAAAACCUUCAAGGUGAUCAUAAAUGGAAAGGAUGUCACUUUGUCGAUCGACAGAUUAAAACUAGCUUGCAUCAUUGCAGAAGAGGAACCAAAACAGCAGGUUACACCAAUUCCACGUCGUCAAAAACUCACACGUAAAAUUCAAGAGGAAACCUUCAGCAAUACAGGAACGACAACCAGGUCUGGCAGACGAGUAUGA